UCACUUGUGCUUCUCAGAAACAGACAGGCUGCUUGUAAAGGCAGGCUCUGUUUAACUCCUUAGAUAAAUAGUUGUUGCUUGCGUAAGGCAUCGCACUUGGAUUGGGUUUUACUCCCAAAUGAGAUGAAUCCAGCCUGGCCAAAGGAGAUGCUUCCCUCAAAAGUCUGGAUGUUGAUGAGUGCCCUUAACCUUGUUUGCUUUUGGAAGCUUGGAGCAGACUUGGGGCUGUAAGUGAUUGUGUCCUUGUGUCUGGUGGGUGAGCAGGAGGGCUAAAGUUCUGGGGGUUUUUUCACAGCUUUGGGAAAUUAUUUGGAUGUCACUUUUGUGCUUUAUUACAGGCAGUGUUGGUAAAUAGGGGAGAAAGGGCAGAAAUUAGAAAUGAAGAGUUAUGUCCAUGUUCUGUGGUAGGUAUGGUGAGAUCUCCGAGCAGUUGUCUGAAAUGGUAGAUGGGUCCCCCUGAAAUGAUUGGAUUUAGUGCCCCAAAAGCUUGCAUUUUUGUGUGGCUCAUCUUGGAAAUAGUGAGGGCUCCUAUGUUGUUGGAGAAGUUGCACCCAGUUACUUUUGACCGUAAGGCCAUACGUGAAAUCUGUCUUCUUGUUUCACUAGUGCUGACUGCAGAAGUACGGAGGUAGAUUUAAAAAAAAAACAAAAGCCAUCUAGUUUGGAGGGUGUUUGAACAAAAAAUUAUUUAUUUCGGCAUAGGAGUGUUUAUGUAACUCUUUAAUUCCUUUUGCUCGUGAGGUGGUACUUCCACCACAAGGCCUGGUUUGGCUCCAGAGAUUUCUGAUGCUUUCCUCUGUUUUGGCAAUGUGGAGCGUGGGGUAUCCACUGUCAAUAAGGUGCUGUGCUCUGCCUGCCACGUCUCCCAAGACCUGGUUUGGGGUAGACAUACGUGAUCCUGUGCUCAGAUGUUGUGGUUUUAAUGGCCUGUAUUAUUGUAUGCAAUGGAAGGGUUUUGUCAAUAUCUGUAGCAGCUGCUUGAAAUUUUGGUGUAAAAAAAGCCAGUUGAGACAAGCAGAGGAAGGUUUGACAGCUCGGAAUAAGAGUGGGCAUCCACAUCAAACAAGUGGCUUCGGAGUCCUCGGCAGAGCGAGUGAAAAUAUGCAUCUAACUUGCAUAACUCUGCAGUAACUUGCAUAAUGUGCAUUGUGUUCUUGCUAUUGGUUUGUCUUUGGCAGAAAAUCGUGAUGGUCUUCGUUGCAGAGAAGGAGCUUUUCAGGCUUCGUGUUAGCUGGGCUGGGCUGGGGGAGAGGGGAAGGAGGGGAGCUGGAGAUGAGGAAACUCCAGCGUCAUCUUCAAGCAGGAGGUGAAUUAUCCUUUUUUUUUUCCCAGCUUUUUGGGUGUGUUUUGUAAAAUGUGGUUACAUUGCCUGCGUUGGAUUGACGAUGAGCUCUGUGGUGAGACUUUCAAGUCACUCCAGAGCAACUUUUGCAGCAGGAGAACUGCGGGUCUGUGCGUGCUGGGCUCUGGAAGGAGAGCGCUGCUUGCUCCAGCCUCUUCCACCACAGGUUUUCCCAGUGCUCGAGUGUCCCAAUGUAAUAUCAGCUUGAAGAAGCAGAGGAGUCGAAGUAUCUUUAGCACCUUAUUCUGCUGCUUUCGUGACUACAAUGUCGAGCCACCAUCUACCAACAGCACCAGUGCUCUGCCUCCUUUGGUGGAGGAGAAUGGAGGACUUCAGAAGGGUGACCAGAUGCAGGUCAUGCCUAUACCAAGUGGAAUAUACUAUUUCCACGGGACUGAAGCAGUGCAGCAGUCGUUUCACUACAAGCCACCAGCUAAAUACCUCCUGCCAGAACUGACAGCAUCAGACUAUGGGAAGAAGUGUGUGGUCAUUGAUUUAGAUGAAACUUUAGUGCACAGUUCAUUUAAGCCAAUUAGCAAUGCUGAUUUCAUUGUUCCUGUUGAAAUUGAUGGAACCAUACAUCAGGUUUAUGUAUUGAAACGACCACAUGUGGACGAGUUUCUUCAGAGGAUGGGAGAGCUCUUUGAAUGUGUACUCUUCACAGCCAGUCUAGCCAAGUAUGCAGACCCAGUAGCCGACUUACUGGAUCGCUGGGGUGUGUUCAGGGCAAGGCUCUUUAGAGAAUCCUGUGUUUUCCACCGAGGGAAUUACGUCAAGGAUCUGAGUCGACUGGGCCGUGAGCUGAGUAAAGUUAUUAUAGUAGAUAAUUCUCCUGCAUCUUACAUCUUCCAUCCUGAAAAUGCAGUGCCUGUGCAGUCCUGGUUUGAUGACAUGACAGACACAGAGCUGCUAGAUCUUAUUCCUUUCUUUGAAGGACUAAGCAAAGAGGAAGAAGUUUACAGUAUGCUUCAUAAACUCUGCAACAGGUAGCCCUUAACUCUGACUGACUCCUGCUCCUAGAUUGCAGUUGCUAGAGGCUGUCUCCAUCUCUUUCAGCUCUUUCAAAUGUAAGCUUUGGGGAGGUCACCCCUGUCAGAAGUGCUACUCUUGAUCUUCCUGUUACAUGGGACACGAAGGACAAUCAUGAGUGAUGCUAUUAAGCCUUCAGAAGCCUGACUCCUAAGGUCAUGUGUUCAGACUACUUUUUUAAAGGAAAAAAAAAAAACCAGAAGCUAUUUUAAAUGGGACUCUUUUAAUUAAUUUCAUAAAUGGACAUCUUUUACUGGAUCAGCUUUUCUUAAAACAUGCCAAAAAAAGAAGCUUGUAUUUCAGCAGUUGAAUUUCUCUCCCUUUCUUCCCCUCCCACUAUGCAGACAAUUUUACCCCCCUGCUUAGAGCAGUUGACCUGACUCUGAAUUUUUUCUUACAGAAUGAAGUGCCUUUUUGAAUGUUAUUUUAAGAUAAAAAUUCAUUUUUGUAUAAGACGUAUUUCCAGACAUCUUUUAGUCUUGUAUUGUCUAAAUGCUUUAAAAGGAAAAAGGAAAAAAAAAAUUUAUAGAGCACUGUAAUAUAUAACAAAGGAAAAAGUUGAAACCAAGAUGCUGGGUUCCUGUCUCCACGAUGACAUUGAGUUGUGUUACACUUUGUCAUGCUCAGAAGGUUCAGGCAUUCGUGGGAGGGGUGAACUGGGGUCAUUAACGUGGUUGUUUCACUGAUGAGGAUUUUGGCACAGUUUUAAAACAUAUCUGCAGUUGUUUGAGUAUUUGGGGAGUGAUGGAGUUGAGGAAAUGAGGUGGCUGAUAGACCUAAAGCACCUUUAAUUGCAGGCAGAUGUUGUUCUGCUGUCUCUGCUUACGCACAACUGCCAUGCCUCUUCUUUUUUGGAAAACCAUUCUCUUGGGAGAAUGGCGAGGAGAUCUAUUUAUUAGUUCUAAGAUUCUUUUCUCAAAACAACCCAUCUGGGUAAGCUGGAUCUACAUUGAGCUGUUUGGAGUACUUUUUUCUUUUAAUUGCUGCUACUGUAUACUCACCAAAUGGAGUUGACCAUGGGCUGUUACACUGUUUUUGCCACUGUGCCUGUGCUAUGAGACAUUUUCUGUAAGCUGCAAACUUGGGCAAUAAAUAAAAUGCAGGCUUCAUAACCCACCCCCAUGAAUUAAUCCAUUGGUAUCUGAUAUACCAGAGAACCCAGUUAAAGGUGACCUGUAAAGGAAUUUUUUUUUAAUUUUUUUUUUCAAUUAAGAUGAAGCCCUCUCCUUUCUUUGAUACAUGAAAAUGCAGGAAAUAUUUUACCCACACCUUUGAUAUGUUUUUUUUUUUCCCCCAAGGUGUAGGGUACAGAUUAGGAGCUGUAUCAAGUCUUGCUGGAAGGGCAGAAGUUGCUAGCCUAGACUAAAAUUGGUCUUCUGGCUUUGGAGUUAGACUCAUCUCUGAAUCUGAAAGCCUGCUUAAAAUCUUAUGCAGUGCCAUAGGUACCUUUCAGAUGAAUGAUUUUUAAAUAUUUUGUGCCUUUGAAGAACAAGGCACACCUUUUCUUUUCCCCUCCCUUUCCAGUGUCACCUUUCAGUUAUUGUCCACAGCAGAAAUCUGCAAACAUAAAAAGUGCAGCUGCAUUUGGCUGUCAUCAGAGAAGACUAAAUGGACUAUUUGGUGCUUCUAAUUAGCCUCGUGCUAAAUUCUGAAUUGUAGACCCCCUUUGCCUUUUCUCUUGUCCUCAAAAAGUCCCGAUGGCUUGAGGAAAAAAAAAAAAACAAAUUUCUUUGCAAUGGACUUUGGGGCUUUUGGACUUUGUGAUCCUUGUCUCCCAAAUGUUGGUGAAGCAGCUUAACAAAUCCAUCUGAGAGGGGCAGGCCAGUCUACACAGGCAGCGAGUGGGUUGUGGUGGGUGCAGUAUCAAACUGAGCCCCCCUUGCAGAGCAGCUGUGCUCCAGCUGUGCCCCAGCUGUGGCUGGGCCCAGGGGUGCUGGAGGCAGUCCCAUCACACCCCUGAGUCUGUAGAGCAUCACCCUUUUUGUUUCUUAACCAGCUGGCAUCACCUUAGUACUGUAUAAAUCUGUGCCACAACAAAAAGACAAACUGUCGAGUUUAAAAAUUCACAAUUAAGGAAAAAAAAAAAAAAGCCUACUUUGUUUAAAAACAUAACAAAAAAAAAGAAGAAAAAAAAAAGGACGUAUGGAUUCUGGUUAGUCCAUUAACUUUUACUUUCAGUUUAAAAUGGUUUAAUUUUGUAUUUGACUCCAGAGUAAUGAAACUGUAAGCUGAAAAAAAAAAAAAAAAAAAAAAAAAGUUGUUCUCUGAGCAGUAUUUUCAACUGUGCCUGUGGCUCCUGGGCCCCAGUGCAGUUUGCAGGGAAGCAUUCAGGUUGUAGUUAGUCGUGCAGGUAUGAGAGGAAUGGCUGAAGAAAUGCAAAGAGUUUUUAGCAUCAGACCAAACAAUCAGACAGUGAGAGAAUAACCCACGAGUGACAGUUGUGACCUGUGGGACGUGAGACAAACCACGUCACCGUGUGCAUCUCUGGAAGCAGCGAUUUCAUGAACCAGUUGCCUUAAGUCUGUGAAUGAAUGUUGAUUAUAUUAUUAAAGUGUCUUGUAUUGUUUUCAAAUCCACAUAGAAUGGGCAACUGAACUUCUGCACCAGCCUCUGGAGGUUCUGAUGAUGUUCUGUACAACCAUACUUGUACUGUAUUAUUUUGGCUCUUAAAACCCCCAAACUUUAAAAAACCCAACUUACUGUAACUUAGUACAGCAUUAAAAUGACACUUGGUGACAAUACAAAGACAAAAAACUUAGCACAGCUUUGAUCUCUGCUAGUAUUAAGAGUAUCUUCUAUAAGUUCUGAUCAGUUCUAUUUUUUUUUAACCUACCCAACGUGUAUGGAAAUAAAACUCAGAGUGCUCUGCAAUCAGGUUUGGACUCCCCUGGAUAUUCAGAUUUGGCCAAAGGGAUCAAACUGUCACAGUUGUUUAUUUUAACACUAUCAUCAUACUUGAAAUUUCAAGUGUUGAGUUUGUGUGGAUAUACAUACACUAUAUAUUUAGAGUUUCUAGAUUCUGAAAAAGCAAUAGAGUUCUGUCCAUAAAGUCAGACAACGAGUGGAAUGUUUGUAAAAUUUGCAAUACGGGUAUUUGAUUGUAUUUUAAAUACAAGAUUUUAAGAAAAAAAAAUCAAAUAGGAAAAAAAAAAAACCCAACAAGUUGUUUCCUAAAUCUCUUGCAUAUUUUGAAGUGCAGUUACUGCAUGCAGGUCACCAGGGCUGUUAUAAACCCUGGGUUUCAAUUCUAUUUCUGGAUAUUAUAGAAAUAUUAAAAAGUCUUUUCCCAGUCAUUCUAAAGAGAUGCUGCCUGGCCUGAAGUUCUGUUGUCCUUUUUAUGUUGGGUUCAAAAACGGUUUUUUUGCCUGUAUGGGUAUUUUUAAAUGAAGCUGUAAGGCAGAAUGCCUUAGACCCUUGAAAUCCAACGGGAGCGUUAACAGUGAAAUUGCCAUUUGUAACCUUAGGGCUGUGCGCAGAAUCCUUGCCAGGCUGGGGAUGGGGAGGUGGUGGCAAGUGUACAAUAUUGCUGUGUUCAUUUAGGUAGCUUUGGAAGAAAUAAUUUGUCUCUUUGUUUCGCCCUGUUUUGGUCUUGAUUAAAACAGCAGAAGUUGUACGUGGAAGAAGCUCAACAGCUGGAGACGUUUUGGUUGUCAGUGUACGCAAUCACUUUUCUUACAGCAUGAUUUUGAUUAGACUGGUUGGGGACAAUAAAGUAUCUAAAUGACACUGGUGUGUGCUGAUGUUGCAGCUUUUGAAAUUUCAGUGUAUUUAAAAAAAAAAAAAAAAAAA
Molecule: messenger RNA, 6160 nt
Organism: Ficedula albicollis (Collared flycatcher)
Lineage: Eukaryota; Metazoa; Chordata; Aves; Passeriformes; Muscicapidae
Gene: CTDSPL
Product: CTD small phosphatase like
Exons: 9
Coding region: 1355-2332 (325 amino acids)
Molecular function (GO): RNA polymerase II CTD heptapeptide repeat phosphatase activity
Source: RefSeq, a predicted model, not a curated record